AUGGGUGACCGCAGCAACCAUCUUCGGCUAGAUGGUGGGUUUUGCUUCGAGAUACCACCCUGGCAGCAUCAGCCAGUGGAAGUGGAGGAACACCUCAAUAAAAUAAAGGAUGUUUGGGGUAAUGACACCAGGCGGCAGUUCAGGAAACCACGAUUGUCACUUGUUAAUAGCGAGAUAAACCGAUAUAUGGCAACAGUAAUUGCACCAUUCUUGGACACAUAUCAUAGAAACAUCCAGAACGCAUAUCAGCAACUCACAAAUAAGAUACUAAAGCGAAUAAAGGAGGAAAUAAAUGCGGCUUUAAGAAAGAAACAGAAGAUUUAUUCUGAGCUUAUCGAUCUGGCUAAUACACUGAAUGUACCAGAAAUGUGUGAGGAAGAACGACGAGAAGCUCGCACCCUUGCCAGCAAGCAUGUAGCCCUAACAUACAGAUGUACGGAAGAGGCUAGAGCAUCGAUUGCUAAAAUGGGGAAAUAUGCUGAAGAGAUGAUUAGCAUUACAAGGAACCACAUGCAGGCUGCUGUGGCGGAUGCUACUAAGUUUUUAAAUAAAGAUGUACCAAAAUCGAAUGUUACAUCAUGUCUCAAGGAGAUAUCUCGCGCGGCUGCCUCUCUCGGCUAUGAGCUGGACCUCAGCUUGACAAAUGCCCGACGUCACAACGGACAAUCUUGCGAAAAGCUAGCCAAUUGCUGCUCUGUUGUCAGGAGAAACACUGAUGAAGGAGUUACUGCUCUAAAGGAGUAUAUUUACCAAUGUGUAUAUGCUUAA
This is a messenger RNA of Zerene cesonia (dogface butterfly), 768 nucleotides long. RefSeq lists its product as uncharacterized. The transcript is spliced from 5 exons. Bases 1 to 768 code for a protein of 255 amino acids. The record is from RefSeq and is a predicted model, not a curated record. NCBI's taxonomy places the organism in Eukaryota, Metazoa, Arthropoda, Insecta, Lepidoptera, Pieridae.